Messenger RNA from Gasterosteus aculeatus aculeatus (three-spined stickleback), 2021 nucleotides. RefSeq names its product fuzzy planar cell polarity protein (gene fuz). Lineage: Eukaryota; Metazoa; Chordata; Actinopteri; Perciformes; Gasterosteidae. Gene Ontology annotation, biological process: vesicle-mediated transport; non-motile cilium assembly. The record is from RefSeq and is a predicted model, not a curated record.
UAUUUUGUUAACCUACGUUAAAUAAGCACGCCACUAAAGCCCAGCGGUUAGAGAACCGGCGACAUCUGUCAUUUCCGGCCGUUCUAGAAAGGCCCGCGAAGGUUGCUCGAUAGGUCUUAGGCUCGCCGUUGCUUGUACCCGGUUAAUGGCUUGACGUUGCGUGAUGCUAACGGGUCGACCAGUAGCGCAGCUAGCAUGAUGAUGCUCCAGCAUGGCUCCACGCAGCUCCUCUGCCUCACGGCCAGCAGCGGGGUCCCCCUCUUCACCAGGGGGGCCUCCAAACAGCUGCCGUUCUCCGUCAUCGGCUCCCUGAACGGCGUCCACAUGUUCGGCGCCGGUCAGGGGGUGGAGUUGUCCUGCUGUGAGACCGAAGGUGGGGGCAAGGUGGUGUGGAGAGUCUUCCAGGACAGCGUGAUGCUCAUCGCCGUGAGCGGGGGUGGACGAGGCGGUGCAGGCGUCGGCAAAGCGGAGGAGCUGCGUCUGCGGCGCCUCCUGGAGAACGCGUGGAGCUGCAUGGUGCUGGUGCUGGGGCAGGAUGAGCUGACGGAUGUCAGGAAUGUGGAGAGGCUCAAGAGGGACUUGCGGUCUUGCUUCACCCUGGUUGAUCAGCUGCUGGAGGACAGGCAGGAGGGCAUCCUGGGUAACCUGACCCACUGCGUCGACUCGCUGCUGCCCCCCGACCCCACCAUCCUCCAGGAGGCCGUGGACGGCUUCGCUCAGGCGGCGGAGAGUGAAUUUGGCUGCCUCCUCGUCCGUGGGCGGGUCGCCUCGGCAACCGAGAAGUGGUGGCGCCUCGCUCCGCAGGAGGUGGUGCUGCUCUCGGCUCUGAUGCGGACCCUCUCGGCCUCGGGCUCGGCCUCGUGCGAUUAUCCGGUUUUCCUUCCUAAGGGCAGUCCCACCGUGGCCCACCGCCUGCUCCGCUUCCAGCUGCUCCCUGGGGCAGACGUGUGCGUGCUGUGCGGCCCAACGCCUUCCCUGCACAAGGCCGAGAGCAGGCUGGUGGGUGCUUUCUGGACACCCUUGGCGGAGACCCUGAGAGGCUGCCUGGCCAUCGGAGAGCAGUGCUUACCGGGGUCUGUGUCCCUGCGUCCUGACCUGCUGGCGGUUCUCCUCAUCAACCGGGAAACCCGUCGCUCGGUCUCCCUGGUGCGCCCGUCCACCGCUCAUCCUCUCGGUGAUUCGCCCUCCAAGGCCCGCUGCUGGGAGCUCCUGAGGCUCUUCUACGUCUUCAGCACCACACACUACUUCACGCAGGAGGAGACGUCGUCCGCCUCCCCGGAGGAGAGGCCUCAGAGGGGUCACAAUGAGGACUUUGUCCUUGGAUUCUCCCAUCAGCCGCUGCAGUGCUAUCUGGUCACAGAUGAGUGCAAGAGCUUUGGACUUCAGACACCACAGCACCAGCUCUUCCUGCUCGUCCCCCCGUCUGUGCCCAGCUUUGCACUGCGUACGUUGGCCACGCAGACUCUCUCUGAUAUAGUUGCUGCCACUGGGUUCUAAUGAAACCAUUUACUUUGUUACAUCUUAAAUUUCAUUGAAACCAUCUGCGACCUCAUAACGUACCAGGUAUUUAUUUAAAUGAGAAUGAGCUGCUCCUUAGAUGUCUCAUAUCUUUAUUGAGAAACAGCAAACAUGUAUAAUUCCGUGUUUGCUAACAUCUAGAGGCGUAAAAGUCAGCUUCCUAACAGAAAAUGGAUAACGUACCACUUGUUCAAGUUUGCUGUAAGGUUAUCACUGUUAACGUAUGACUGGGGAUCUUUAGUAGUGCUCAUGUAAAUAAUUGAAAAUUUCAUACCAAACCACUUGUUUUGCGUUUAAGAGAUAAGUCACUUGUGUCUGACUCCACUGGCUUCAAGGCUGUUCCUGUAAUGACAGAUAGUGAAUACUAAUAUUGUGCUGACACUACUUCAAAAUGUGUCAGAGAAUACUGUGAAAAUGUUACACUGGGAUAGAUAAGUGCCUGCUGCUUUCUGUGUAGACUUUUCAAUAAUUUGGCUACAAACAUAAAGCAACUAUUCUGCUGA